GGAAUAAGUCAUCAACUGGGAGUACUAUAUUUCAUAGCUCAUUUGUCGUCUUCCCGACUCCCAGUUUAGCGAAAAUCUAAAAAUUCCAGGGUUUUUCUCGUUGGAAGAUCAAUCAACUGGGCUUUGAGAUGGUGAAGGAGACUGAAUACUAUGACGUGCUGGGAGUCAUCCCCACGGCAUCCGAAGCCGAGAUUAAGAAAGCCUAUUACAUGAAGGCAAGGCAGGUGCAUCCAGAUAAAAAUCCAAAUGACCCUCUUGCUGCCCAAAAUUUUCAGGUUUUAGGUGAAGCUUACCAAGUUCUGAGUGACCCAUCUCAAAGGCAAGCUUAUGAUGCUCACGGAAAAUCAGGAAUUUCAACGGAAGCAAUUAUUGAUCCUGCGGCAAUCUUUGCAAUGCUUUUCGGUAGUGAGCUUUUUGAGGAGUAUAUAGGCCAGUUAGCCAUGGCAUCAAUGGCUUCAAUGGACUUUUUUACUGAAGGAGAACAAUUUGAUACUAAAAAGUUGCAAGAGAAAAUGAGGGUUGUUCAGAAGGAAAGAGAAGAAAAGCUUGCAGAGAUAUUGAAAAAUAGACUCAACCAAUAUCUCCAAGGAAACAAAGAGGAGUUUUUUAAUCAUGCAGAAGCUGAAGUAGCCCGGCUAUCCAAUGCAGCUUAUGGGAUUGAUAUGUUGAAUACCAUUGGCUACAUAUACGCAAGGCAGGCAGCAAAAGAGCUAGGGAAGAAAGCAAUUUAUUUAGGUGUGCCUUUUAUUGCUGAAUGGUUUAGAAACAAAGGGCAUUCUAUUAAAUCUCAAGUUACAGCAGCAACAGGGGCAAUUGCUUUAAUCCAAUUGCAGGAGGAUAUGAAAAAGCAACUCAGUUCAGAAGGGGACUAUACUGAAGAAGAGCUUGAAGAAUACAUGCAAUCUCACAAGAAAUUAAUGAUUGACUCUUUGUGGAAGCUUAAUGUGGCGGACAUUGAAGCCACUCUUUCCCGUGUUUGUCAAAUGGUACUUCAAGACAACAGUGUCAAGAAAGAGGAACUCCGUGCACGAGCUAAAGGGUUGAAAACUCUUGGUAAAAUCUUCCAGAGGGUUAAGUCAGCCAAUGGAAACGAGAAUGAAAGUGUACCAAAUAAGGCAGUGCACAAGUUGAAUGGAAGUGAAACCAGCAAUGAUGCUUGUUCUCCUUGUACAUCACCCAAAUCUUCAAGUCCUGAUUUUUCGAGUGAUACUUCAUUUGCAUCCCAGAGCCCCUACGUGGAGGCCCCGCACUUCGCUGGCAUGCAAUUUGAUUACAACUUUCCGAGGCCGACCGCCCCACCGGGUGCCCAGAGACCUACUCCAACCACCAAGGAUUGAAUUUGAUAUCCCGUGUGCAGUUUUUUUUUGGGGGGGGAGCGGGGGUGGGGAGGGUAUGUAAUUCUCGUGUCGAAUGUGCCUGUAUCGGGGUGUGUUAUUGUAUGUAUCACUCUUGUCAAAUGUGCCUUUAUGUGCUGGAGAUCGUAUCUUUUCGGCAGGGACCGCAUUGUGCAGUGUGGUUUUGCAUGUCUAAUAAUUCUAUACAUAGAUGAAAAAAGAUAAUUUAAAGUAGUGUUAUCACUACCAGCUGGCCGUGAUUGAUUGCCAUGUACUUGGAAUAGUGUAUUUUGUUGGGGUGCCAGCACUUAGGUUACAUUAAGUUUCUUUUGUUCAUAA
Molecule: messenger RNA, 1673 nt
Organism: Vigna angularis (adzuki bean)
Lineage: Eukaryota; Viridiplantae; Streptophyta; Magnoliopsida; Fabales; Fabaceae
Product: chaperone protein dnaJ 10
Exons: 10
Coding region: 129-1337 (402 amino acids)
Source: RefSeq, a predicted model, not a curated record